AUGAUUGUAAAGUUUUUAAAUCAAUUUAAAUAUAAUUUAAAAUUAAAAAAAAAAUUUAUUUUUUAUAAAUUUAGUAAAAUUAUAUAUAGUAUUAUAAUUUUGUUAUAUAAUUAUAAUUAUGUAUUAAAAUUUUAUAUUUUUAAAAUUGAUAGUAAAUAUUUUAUUUUUAUUAUUUUAAAUAAAAAUAAAAAGAUAAAUUAUUUUAAAAUAUAUAUAAAAUAUAAUCAAAUAUUUUAUAUUAAUUAUAACAAAUUAAUAAAUUUUAUAAAAUUUUAUAGAUAUUUUAAAGGAUUAUUAAUUUUAUAUUCUUUUAAAUAUAAAUUUAUUACACAUUUAUUAUCUUUAAAGUAUAAAAGUGGGGGUAUUUUAAUAUUUUGUAUUUUUUAA
Molecule: messenger RNA, 387 nt
Organism: Plasmodium gallinaceum
Lineage: Eukaryota; Apicomplexa; Aconoidasida; Haemosporida; Plasmodiidae
Source: the annotation of a RefSeq genome assembly